Molecule: messenger RNA, 2173 nt
Organism: Oxyura jamaicensis (ruddy duck)
Lineage: Eukaryota; Metazoa; Chordata; Aves; Anseriformes; Anatidae
Product: cGMP-dependent protein kinase 1-like
Exons: 20
Coding region: 34-2022 (662 amino acids)
Biological process (GO): protein phosphorylation
Molecular function (GO): cGMP-dependent protein kinase activity; ATP binding
Source: RefSeq, a predicted model, not a curated record
GGGUGCGUGGCACAGGCACGGCAGCGGUGCGGGAUGGAGCGGCAGCUGCGGGAGCUGCGGCUGCAGGAGGAGCGCGACUUCCUGCAGCGCGUGGCGCGGGGCUUGGGCGAUGCCAGGGCGCUGCCGGACGCGGAGCCACCCUUGGGCUGGCCGCACCGUCGGGGCACCGCCAUCGUCCCCGAGCCCCUCGCCAGCGAUGACCUGCUCCAGCUGCCCGGUAGCCCCCCGUCACAGAGGGACCUCAGCCUGAUCGCGGAGGCCAUGGGACGCAGCGACUUCCUGCGGCGCCUGGGCAAGGGCUGCCCCGAGGCGCUGGCCCAGAGCUUUGUCCCCGUUCAGCACGGCCCCGGGGACACGGUGCUGGCCGAGGGCGACGAGGGCACCGCCAUGUACAUCGUGGCAGAGGGGCAGCUGAACGUGACGCAGCGGGGCCAGCAGCUCCGCACGCUGGGGCCGGGUGAUGUCUUCGGGGAGCUGGCCAUCCUGUACCACUGCAAGCGCACCGCCACCGUGCAGGCACUCAGCCCUGUGCGCCUCUGGGCCAUCGACCGGCAGCGGUACCGCGCCAUCGCCACCAGCAGCGCCAAGCAGCGGCGGGCCAAGGUCCUGGACUCCCUGCGAACGGUGCACUGGCUGCAGGACCUGUCUGACAGCCAACUCUCCAAGCUGCUUGACGCCAUGGAGGAGUGCUCCUUCGCACCCGGCCACAUCAUCAUCCGCGAGGGGGACGAGGGGGAGAGCUUCUACAUCAUCCUGAAGGGCCAGGUGCGGGUGAGCCGGCGGGUGGACGGGCAGGAGAAGCUACUGCGCGUGCUGGGCGCCGGCGAGCACUUCGGGGAGCUCUCACUGCUGGAGAACAUCCGCCGGACAGCAUCGUGCCAGGCACAGGGACACGUCACCUGCGUCACGGUGGCCAAGGCGGACUUCCUGGAGAUCAUCCCUUUCUGCCCCAGGCACGACUCAGACGCAAACGCGGCUGCGACUGAGGUGCCGGCCCCAGCGGACCCCAGGCGGGGCUGGGGGUCCCCAAGCCUGCGGCAGCCGUCCCCGGUGGUGCGGCUGGAGGACCUGGUGGCCGUGCGCUACGAGGAGGGGCAGAAGCAGGGGCAGCGCGUCGUCCUGGGCACCGGCGGCUUCGGCAGGGUCGAGCUGGUGCGGUGCGGCGAGCAGCUCUUCGCGCUGAAGCGGAUCCGCAAGGACUGGGUGGUGCGGACGCGGCAGCAGGAGCACGUGCGCACGGAGCGGCGGGUGCUGGCCCAGAGCCACUGCCCCUUCGUUGUGGGGUUUUUUGGCACCUUCCGGGACAGGCAGCACGUCUACCUGCUGCUGGAGUUCUGCCAGGGCGGCGAGCUGUGGACCAAGCUGCGCGAGGUGCGCUACUUUGAGGAGCCGCUGGCCGUGUUCUGCUCUGCCUGCGUGGUGGAGGGCCUGGAGUACCUGCACAGCCACGGCAUCGUCUACCGCGACCUGAAGCCUGAGAACCUCAUGCUGGACAAGCAGGGCUACAUCAAGCUGGUGGACUUUGGCUUCGCCAAGGAGCUGGAGCGCGGGGAGAAGACCUACUCCUUCUGUGGGACGCCCGAGUACCUGGCGCCUGAGAUGCUGCGCCAUGAGGGCCACGACUUCGCGGUCGACUUCUGGAUGCUGGGCAUCCUCAUCUUCGAGAUGCUGGUGGGCAGGCCCCCCUUCCACAGCGCUGACCCCCAGAAGAUCUACAGCCGCAUCCUGGACGGCGUCUUCUCCUUCCCUGCUUUCCUCAGCGAGGCUGCCUGCUCCCUCGUUGCCAAGCUCUGCAGGCUGCGUCCGGGGCAGCGCCUGGGGAACACGGCCACCGGCAUCCGCGGCAUCAAGAAGCACAGGUGGUUUGGGACCCUCAAGUGGAAGAAGCUCGCCCUGCAGCAGCUGGAGGCGCCCACCCUGUGGCUCAUCAAGCAGGGCCCUCCCUACACCAACUUUAAGCGGUUCUCGGUCGACCGGACGCCGGCAGUGGAUGAGCUCUCGGGGUGGGAUGAGGAUUUCUGAUGGCAGCCGGACCCCCCCUGGGCACCCCGCAUCCCCCCUCUGCGGUGCUGCUGGGACCAGGGCAGUGCCCGGGGGCUGCCCCAGGCCCACGGGGGGCAAUAAAGCGCAGGGGGGGGGGGGCAGGAAGGAGGCGGGAGCCAUGGGUACAAAA